UUUCCAUCCGAGGUGGAAACACUAUAAACCAAGGACGCGGGUGGUUCCGCCUAACUGACUGAAACCAGCUCAACAGAACCGCCACUUCCCCCGGGACCACAACCACAAGGUUAAAAUGGGCGUCUCUUCUGCUGACCAAUCAGAUGCUUAGUUUCCCAUGGGGGUCGUCACUACCAUGGACCCGGAUUCUUCCCGGCAACCGCAGGGCAAGUUAGGUAACGCUAGCCACGCUGUGAUCGAAGCUAACGUGGGCCCUCGAGGAAAGCAUUAUCUGUGCGGCUCGUUCGCCGCGUUCACCAACAUCAUCGUGACCUUCCCCAUCCAGAAGCUUUUGUUCCGGCAACAGCUUCACGGCGUCCGCGUGACCGAAGCCGUCCGACAGCUACAGCGCGACGGAUUGGGUCGUUUGUACCGCGGGCUUCUUCCGCCUCUCCUGCAGAAAACCACGACCGUGGCCAUAAUGUUCGGCUUGUAUGAGGAUUUUUCCCGGUUGCUUCUGCGUCACGCGCGGAGUAGCGGAACGCCCGAGAUUGUUACGCGUAGCACCGCCGCGGCGCUAGCCGGCACAGCUGAGGCUGCGCUAACGCCGUUCGAGCGUGUGCAAACGCUUCUUCAGGAUCACCGGCACAACGGGCGCUUUAACAACACCGCACACACCUUUAGGACUCUCCUGCGGGAUUACGGCGUGAGGGAGUGUUACCGUGGCCUAGUCCCGGUUUUACUGCGCAACGGCCCGAGUAACGUGCUGUUUUUCGGGUUGCGUGGGCCGAUUAGGCAACGGCUUCCCGACGCCCGCACCCGCGCGGGUCACAUAGCUAAUGACUUUGUGUGUGGCGGGCUGCUAGGCGCGGCGUUGGGAAUCAUGUUCUACCCGCUAAACGUGGUUAAGUCGCGAGCGCAGGCCCAAGUCGGAGGCGAGUUCGUUCCCUGUCGGCAGGUUCUGAUGACGGUGUGGCGGGAACGAGGCGGGAGCGUCGCGAUGCUGUUCCGCGGAGCUACGCUCAACUACCAUCGCUCUCUUCUGUCCUGGGGGAUCAUCAACGCCACGUACGAGCUGCUCCUCAAAGUUUUCUGAUGGUGCACUUUUUUCCCAGUACAAGCCAAAAUUGAGGGUUUCCCAGCUGCACUUAAAUGCACAAUCCACUUAUACAUGUAAAUACUGGCGUCGUUGUUCAACUAUUUCUUCUGUGGAAUCGAAAAGAUGAUGUUUUGAAAGUUUUGGACCCCAUUGACUUCCAUUGGUUUCCAACAUCCUUCAGAAUAUCUUGUUUUUUUUCUAGAAGAGAUAUUGGUUUGGAAUGAAUGAUUGCUAUUUUGAUUUUUUUUUAAGUGUAACAUCUGCACUUAAUGACGUGCCGAUGCUGAUAAAGUCCGCCCAUGUUACCCGGCUACUAUAAGUGUUGUGGAGUGUAUCGUAUGUUUCUGUAUUGGCUCUUUUACUCACUUUAUUGGGGGUCUGUGGGACAGGGAUUGAGGAAGCACGGUGUUGCACUACUGACAUUACAUUUAUAAGUGUCACGCGCAGUUUAACUGAGCGUUCGUUCAUGUGUGUGAUUUGUGGAUCCCACACACACACAAUAUCAAGCCCAUGAUGAUAUUGUUUUUGCCAAUCAAUCAGAAAACAUCCAGAUGUAUUCGAAGAUUUUCAUGAAAUGCUAUUUUUAUGUAACAAGUGCUUUUUGCGACAUAAAUGAAAUGUUCACGUUUUUGUGGGUGGAAAGUAAACAAUUACUCUAAUUGCA
This is a messenger RNA of Pimephales promelas (fathead minnow), 1742 nucleotides long. RefSeq names its product solute carrier family 25 member 51b (gene slc25a51b). Lineage: Eukaryota; Metazoa; Chordata; Actinopteri; Cypriniformes; Leuciscidae. Gene Ontology annotation, cellular component: mitochondrion. The record is from RefSeq and is a predicted model, not a curated record. Gene Ontology annotation, biological process: mitochondrial NAD transmembrane transport. Gene Ontology annotation, molecular function: NAD transmembrane transporter activity.